AGCUGAGGUGACUGGCAGGACUUGUUUACUGGUGGAGAGACUCGCAGAAAGAGAGAGACGGAAAGAGGGGGAACCUGAGGGAGAGCAACCGCUAAACGGAACGGGAAUCCAAGUUUUUAACACUUGGGCUCGUCUUUUUUUUUUAAAAUAUUUUUACGUUUGUUUACCUCAUCGUUUGUUUCACUAUCGGGGACGUGAUACGGACUUUGUCAACGCGUGUGUGUGUGUGUGUUUUUUAUUUUAUUUUUUUAACUCUAUCGCCGUCACCGAAACCUCGUUUGUUUUGGAUUAGCUAGCUAACGUUAGCUUGUCCCCCCCCCCCCCCCAUCAGCUAACGUUAAUCUGAGAAAAAGCAUCGGGCGGCGUGGUGGAGAGUUCCCUCACUUCACAGCAACGUGCAGGUUAAACGGAGACGUUCUUCUUUCUCUCCCCUCUUUACGCAGCAGACGAGAAAGAAGUCACGUUUCACUCCCAAGUUUUCUUUGUUUUCUUUCUCCCGUUUUUGUUCGUUUUUUUAUGGGUGCUUGCGGCGCGAGGUGGUCAGCGGAGGUGAGGGAGUUCAGAGGAAGGUCGUAGCGGGGAAAAGCUGUACCGCUGCACGCUUCUCCUGUACGUAGGAGUUUCCUGGGAUGUGCUCCCAUCUGUCUUAAAAAAGGUUCCGCUUUCUGAGAAGAUACACGCAAACAGGGAGGGGGGUAAUAUAAAAGAGGACCUGUGGACUAUAAAACAGAGAGAGCGCAAACCCUGUCGAGUCUCGUUCUUUGGCGAGAUCCAUAACUUCAGCUCAUUUUCUGCGGGAGGAACCCAAGCGGAGGCUGUUUUGAACACAUUCUUACCGAUUGUUGUUUUUUAAGGUGGGUCUUCCCUCAUUGGAGCAGUGCGCACGGGGCCAUUGGCCCUCCAUCGGAGGACCCCCCCCCCCAAACCAACCCCCCCCCCCCUUGCGUAAAUAAUAAUUGUAAUUCCUCUCCAGCGUUAGACACAUGGACGUGGAGACUUUCGCCUUCACUGAUGGAAAAUGAAGAUAUUUACUCGCACAUGAGUUGCCAGAAACCAAGAUCACGUUAUUUAGUGGUCUGCGUUUUCCUCCAGGGCUCACACAGCCGACAUCGCAAACUUGGCUGGGAAGAUACUCAUAAAUGCACAACUCCCCCCGGCUUACGGGGGGCAACGUUGAGUCAGCGGGCUGUAUUGGACCUUCAUUUGUAGGACUUUGUUCAGUACUUUUGAUAUCCCAACGCCUGUUGAAAUAGACUCUUUUAUUUUUGUUGAGAAGCUUGAAGAGUUGAGUUGAGCUCAACUUAUCUUCAAGUCAAAAUGAGACGGUGGACGUUAAAGCUGCGAGCACAAAUUGUGUUUUUAAUCAUCGGCACCUGCAUUAUAUGCCAAUGUGGACUAAUAAACGGAGAAAUCUGCCAGAGCAAGGACAUCCGGAACAAUGUGACCAACCUCCAGUCGUUGGAGAACUGCACCAUCAUCGAGGGCCACCUGAAGAUUCUGCUCAUGUUCAAGACCAAGACUGAUGACUUCCGGGGCCUCAGCUACCCAAAGCUGCGAGUGGUGACCGACUAUGUGCUGCUGUUCAGGGUCUACGGCCUGGAGGCCCUGAGCGAUCUCUUCCCCAGCCUGACUGUGAUCCGCGGAAGCAACCUCUUCUUCAACUACGCUCUUGUAAUUUACGAGAUGCUGCAGCUGAAGGAGGUGGGCCUCCACAGCCUCAUGAAUAUCACGCGGGGCGCUGUGAGGAUCGAGAAGAAUCCAGACCUGUGCUACCUGGCCACCCUGGAUUGGUCCAAGAUCCUGGACACGGUGGAGGACAACUAUAUCGUGGCCAAUAAGAACGACCGAGAGUGUGGAGACGUGUGUCCCGGCACGGCCCAAGGCCAGACCGUCUGCCCACAGAACACCAUCAACGGACACUUCAGGGGACGAUGCUGGUCGCAGAACCACUGCCAGAGAAUGUGCUUGGACAACUGUAAGCAUAGUGCGUGUAGCCUGCAGGGCCAGUGCUGCCAUGACCAGUGCCUGGGCAGCUGUUCUGAGCCAGGUAAUGCAAGUAGCUGUGUGGCCUGCAGGAACCUCCAGCAUGGGAAUACCUGUAUGGAGAAGUGUCCUCCUGGAUACUAUGUCUUCAGGGGCUGGCGCUGUGUCAGCUUCUCCUUCUGCCAGGAGCUCCACAACCAGUGUAAACAGACUAAGAUGUUGAACCAGGACCGAGACUUGGGCUGCUACGAAUAUGUCAUCCACAACGGGGCCUGUAUUCCGGAGUGUCCUUCUGGAUACACCACUAUCAACUCCACUACGUUGACCUGUUUGCCAUGUGCAGGACUGUGUCCUAAACUGUGUGCGGGAAACAAGUUAAUUGACUCUGUAACUUCAGCCCAAGCUUUGAGAGGUUGCACUGUUCUCCACGGCAACUUGAUCAUCAAGAUUCGAGGAGGGAAUAACAUUGCAGCUGAAUUGGAGGCUAGUUUCGGCCAGCUUGAGGAGAUCACAGGCUACCUGACUGUUCGCAGAGCCUACGCCCUGGUCUCCCUCUCCUUCCUCCGCAAACUACGUGUUAUUAGAGGGGAGCAUCUUGAGGGAGAGGUCUUCGCCUUCUAUGCGCUGGACAACCAAAACCUGCGUGAGCUGUGGGAUUGGUCCAAGCACAACCUGACCAUCCAUCGCGGUCGUAUGUUCUUCCACUACAACUCCAAACUUUGCAUGUCUGAAAUCAGAAAGAUGGAGGAGGUGACGGGAACCAAGAAGCGCAACCAAAAGAAUGACAUUGCUGUACGCACCAACGGGGACCAAGCCUCCUGUGAGACCAAGCUGCUGAAAUUCACCAUGAUCAAGACCGCAUCAACUAUGAUUAUGUUGAAGUGGGAACCCUUUUGGCCUUUAGACUUCAGAGACUUGCUGGGCUUUAUGGUUCUCUAUAAAGAGGCGCCGUAUAAGAAUGUGACGGAGUUUGAUGGACAGGACGCAUGCGGCUCUAACAGCUGGGUGAUUGCUGAUGUUGAUCCUCCAUUACGUUCCACGGAUGGCAAGAAGGCGGAUGAUCCGGGGCACCUGAUUCGACCAUUGAAGCCCUGGACCCAGUACGCCAUUAUGGUCAAAACCCAACUAUCUACAUCUGAUGAGCACCAGGUUCAUGGAGCCAAGAGCGCCAUCAUCUACUUCCGUACCAAUGCCUCCAAACCCUCUGUGCCUCUGGACCCCAUCUCCUCCUCCAACUCCUCCUCUCAGAUCAUCCUGAAGUGGAAGCCUCCCACCAAUCCCAACGGCAACAUCACCCACUACCGCGUCAUCUGUCGUAAGCAGUCCGAGGACAGCGACCUCUACAAGUUUGACUACUGCCUACAAGGAAUGAAGCUGCCGUCUCGUACCCCGACCCACCUGGACAGUGAGGAUGAGCAGAAGUGGAACCACACAGACGAGCCCACCUCAGGGGGCCGGUGCUGCGACUGCCCCAAGACUGACAACCAGCUCAAGAAGGAGCAGGAGGAGAUAGAGUAUCGCAAGACCUUCGAGAACUACCUCCACAAUGCAGUCUUUGAGAGCAGGCCAUCUCGUCGCCGGCGCUCAGUGGGAGUUGCCAACACCACCCUGCCCUCUUUCUUCCUCACCGCAGCCCCCAGUCUGGCUUUCGGCUCCACCACAGCCACCCCUGAAGACGAGGAGGGAUCCAAGGUGGAGCUAAAGGUCUUUUCAAAGGAGUCAACAGUCAUCUCCAACCUGCAACACUUCACCAGUUAUAAGAUAGAGAUCAUGGCCUGCAACCAUGCGGCGGACGACCUCAAGCGCUGCAGCCUGGCUACUUAUGUCAGUGCUCGAACUAUGCCAGAGGAGAAAGCAGACGACGUCCCAGGCAUAGUGACCCAUGAGAUAGUGACGGCCGAGCCUCCCUACGUGUUGAUCAAAUGGAAUUCCCCUCGCUCCCCUAACGGCCUCAUUAUUCUGUAUGAGGUGUUCUACAGGAAGGUGGGCGACUCGGAGGUUCACACAGCUUGUGUGUCACGGCCGGCCUACCUCAAGUCAGGUGGCACAAAGCUCUCACUUGUGCAACCUGGAAACUACAGCGUGAGGGUCCGCGCCACCUCCUUGGCAGGAAAUGGCUCUUUCACAGAAACCACUUAUUUCUUCAUGCCCAAUUCGGAUCCAGGUUUUAUUUGGAUUGUGAUGGGUCCGGUCAUCUGUUUCAUCCUGCUGCUGUUCGUGGGAGGUGGAGUCUUUGUGAUCCUCAAAAAGAGGCAAACAGAAGGCCCGACAGGACCUCUUAUCGCCUCCUCAAACCCAGAGUACAUCAGCACCAAUGAUGUGUAUGUUCCUGAUGAGUGGGAGGUGCCCCGGGACAAGAUCACGUUGCUCAGAGAGCUGGGUCAGGGCUCCUUCGGCAUGGUGUACGAGGGUAUCGCCAAGGACAUCAUCAAAGGAGACCCAGACACGCAAGUAGCCGUCAAGACGGUCAAUGAAUCGGCCAGCCUGCGCGAGAGGAUCGAGUUCCUCAACGAAGCCUCCGUCAUGAAGGCUUUCAACUGUCACCACGUGGUACGUCUGUUAGGCGUGGUGUCCAAAGGUCAGCCGACCCUGGUAGUGAUGGAGCUGAUGACCCACGGUGACCUGAAGACCUACCUGCGCGGUCUCAGGCCGGACUCUGAGAACAACCCCACAGGCCAUUCACCACCUACGCUGAAGGAGAUGAUCCAGAUGGCUGCAGAAAUUGCGGAUGGCAUGGCCUACCUCAAUGCCAAGAAGUUUGUCCACAGAGACCUGGCCGCCAGAAACUGCAUGGUGGCAGAAGACUUCACUGUCAAGAUCGGAGACUUUGGUAUGACCCGAGACAUCUAUGAGACUGACUACUACCGUAAGGGAGGUAAGGGCCUGCUUCCUGUCAGGUGGAUGGCUCCAGAGUCUCUGAAGGACGGAGUCUUCACUGCCCACUCUGACUGCUGGUCAUUUGGCGUUGUGCUGUGGGAGAUCAGUACGCUAGCAGAGCAGCCUUACCAGGGUUUAUCCAACGAACAGGUUCUAAAGUUUGUCAUGGAUGGAGGAUACCUGGACCGGCCGGAUAACUGCCCCGAGAGGAUGCACAGCCUAAUGCAGAUGUGUUGGCAGUACAACCCCAAGAUGCGGCCGUUGUUCCAAGAGAUCAUCGAGAUGCUGCGGGAGGAGCUGCACCCGUCUUUCCAGGACUUUUCCUUCUUUUACAGCGAGGACAACAAAGUCCCCGAGACAGAGGAGUAUGACCUGGACCUGGAGAACAUGGAGAGCAUCCCACUGGACCCGUCUUCAUACUCCCAGAGAGAGGAGAGCUUAGGCAGGGACAGCGGGCCCUCGGUGGCCCUCAGGGGGAACUAUGAGGAGCAUGUCCCCUACACACACAUGAACGGUGGCAAGAAAAACGGACGAAUCUUAUCGUUGCCCAGAUCCAGCCCUUCCUAACAUUUCCUGUUUCCUAAAAGACCUUGUUUAACCCCCCCCAUCAUAUUUCUCUUCCAGUCCAUUUCUUUCUGUAUCUUUCAUGUUCCUCUCAUCAUUUUCUAAUGAUUUUCGUAUUCUUGGAGAAGCCCUUCAAAAACGACACAGAUCUCAGGACUUUUUAUUUUCUCCCUCGUGGCUGCCGCACACAGGCAAGCGAGGGACCUCAAACAUGGUGUAACUCUUUUGUAACUUCCUCAACAACACAUUGGACUUUCUAUUACCAUAUCACCUAUCUAUUGUUUUUCACUAUUGCCACGUUUCCAGGACUCCUUGUGAUGGAAACAGAGAAAAAAACAAAACUGUGAACACGACAAACCUUAGACAACCAAGAUGGCUGCUUAUGCUCGACCUCCUCCAGACUUGUCCCUCCUCCUCUCCCCACCAAUCUGCAUUUCCACAUUUUUGUGCUUUGUUUUUGUUUUGUUUCUCUCUCUUAAGUGAAAUCUUUUUACUCGGAUAGUGGCCUUUUUGUAUGUGGCCUAUAAACAAAGAGAAGUGUCUAUCAGCGCUUGUACUAAUUUCCCUUUGAACAAUGACUUAAUCGGUUUGGAACAGUGGGAUGACUUUCAAAGACUUGAUUCUAGAACAAACAUCUAUUCCUAGAGGAAUGUUUUCUUAUUUUUAUUUUAUUUUUUUGGUUCUGCAGAAUUCCAAACUUCACACAGAUUCAUCGGGUGUUUGGUGAAUAGUUUUAAUUUAUUUGCUUUUAUUAUCUUCUCUUCUCCUCUUCUGUUUCUCAGUUUUAUGUCUGUGUCCUCACUAUAUGGCUGAAGGAUAUUUAAACAGUUAAGAAUUUGACAAAAGAGUUCCUCAGACUGACCAAUAGCUGCUGCUUUGAUAUAUUUUAGUGGGUAUAUAAAUAUAUAAAUAUAUAUAAUAUAUAUAGUAUAUAUGGAAUAUUGGUAUUUAUAUACCAGUAUUUCAUAUAUAAUAUAUGGCAUAUUGAUGUUUUUGUAAAUAGUUCAUAUUUGUAAUAUUUUCAUCAGAAGCUUUGCUAGUAUUUUGUUUUGCCAGGUUUUUUCUUUCUGGGUUUUUUAAUUUUCUUAUUUUUAUAGCCCAAGAAAUCACACUAAUCUACCAUCAGUGCUCUCUGUGUCUUAGGCCUCCAGUCCCUCUUGAGUUCUCUCUGUUCGCGUGGAUGGGAAAGGAGAAGGCCCACGAAAUAUUGUCAACUCACUGCAUCAUUUUGGGGUUUUUUUAAAACCGUGUUCCCUCUGAGAGCUGAGGAGGAAACUUUGUUGCAGCAAUGGAAAAAAUACGAAAUAACCAAAAAAAAAAAAGCUUUAUAAAAGGGGGGUAUGAGGUCUUUCUAGGUGGAAGUGCACCUGAUGUUUGUUUGUCUCUGUGUCUGCUGUGUCUCUCUGGUCAGAUCACGCUGGAGCUGAGGUCUUUAUGCGCUUGUUAUCACAGGUUCAUCACGUCUUUCACGUUGUCCAGGUCGACGUUAACUGUCGGUGAGGUUAGAGAGCGUGGAGAGCUCGUCCUUUGCCUGGUGACUGCACUUCCUUGUGUUGGCGUAACAGUGAUGGCUUUUCAGUUGACUGGUGUGGGUGCUGCUUGGAUCAGGGCGGGAUGGGGAAUUAACAGCAGCUCUCAGCCAAAUGCAGGUGAAGUGAAACAAUGAGGCCCUUUUUUUUCUAACCAUCUGUUCUAUGACUUGCAGUAAACGCCCUCAUUGUUUAAAUCGUACAGCAGUAGCCUUCACAUCUCACCUGGGAUCUGGUUCAGUUCAGGACCUCAGUGUUAGAUGGAAGGUUCUAUUCAUUUCACACAUUAUCUUCACCUCUCAUUGUUCGUGCUCGUUUUGCUCUGCACCACACACACACACACACCUCCUGCACACUCUCCCUCCUCAGUCUUCCCGAGGCUUCCUAUUGGCUGCUGAACUCACUGCUCAAAAUCAGGCUAUUGGAAAUUUCCACGUUUUGUGGUCGAGGGGCUGGAGAGGAAUACGGAAAGUUCCAACUGUGUUCAGAGUGCACAGCAGGUAGUGGAGAGAGGGGCAGCCUCUCUAUCUCUCUGAGAGAGAGCGAGUGUGUGAGUGAUUGUUAAUCCUAUUAUUGUCUCUGCUAUCACAUGCAGUCGGGCUGUCGGGACACGGUGUGCAGCAGCUAUUUCACUCAGGUCUGACAUUCCAGGAUUUAGUUGGAGCUGCUCGUUCCCUCGUUGCCCCCCCCCCCCCCCGGUUUUGCCUGUCUGCAAAGCUGUUACCAUCGCCACACCCCACCAGAUUCAGAGCACACACAUGAAAGACUUUGUUUUUCCUUCUUAAUAAUCGAAUAUCUGAAGUUUGUCCCUCUUUCCUGGAAUCAAAAACAUUCCUGUCUACCGUACCCUUACUCAGAGCUGCGGAAGGAUGAGUUGCUGAUCCCUCAUCAAGAUCAUUCAUUUACUACGACCUGUAUUCGGAGCCCGAAGGCCGUCUGAGUUUUAGAUCCUCCAUAAUCGCUCCUCUCUCACUCUCUAUCCGCAGCAGUCGAUGGUUUGGGAGGGGAUAGUCGGCAGACUUUUUAUUUUUCUGGACACAACGACCAGUGUUGCUGCCAAUCUAGCCGAACAGCAUUCAGCACUUAUAGUAUAGCCAAAGUGUUGGCAGCUUUCUGUCAACAAUGAGAACCCACAGAAUCAGAGUCAGAGAAAGCAGAGACGCUGCCUCCAUGUUUUACCAGUGCCUUCUCAAACCCAGAGCCACAUCCAGGCUAGUUAUAUCGGCUAGUAACACACACACACACACACACACACACACACAGGCCUCUGUGCUCUCUGCAUUUCUUCUCACGAGGCAGGCGAGGCAGAGAAAUUUCAAAGCUGCAUUUACAUUUGUGUUUGUAGGGUUGCAACUUUGUUCUUUGCUGGAAGAGAAGUAGAAGUCUUUGGGGCGGUUUUAUUUUUAGAUUUUGUAUUGUUGGUUUUAGCUUGUUGCCAGCGUGUAAAGGUCUGAACACUAAUGUUCACCUCGUGCUUUAGCGGUGACACUGUGGAUCGGCCAGAGUCUGUGCUGUUGCGCACUCGUAGGUGCCCGAGGUUAGGAUGUAGAUUUUAGCAAAUUAUUCUGAGGAGUUACAAUCUUGGGCUUUUGUACUUUGUAAAUAAUCUGUGACAUAGUUUGGAAAUAAAAGCAGAAAAAAGAUAUAUAAAAAAAAAAAGAAAAAUCUGAUGCCCGUCAGUUUUGCGUACAUGACAGGGAAAAAAUGGUGGCCCUCAGCUGUGUCGCACUUCCACACAACACACUAAUACUAAAUUCUUAUUUUAAUUACUAGUUAGUUCAUCUUUGUAUACACUGCAUACUCUAAAUCCAGUUAGAAUUAGUGUGUACGAUGGAAGUGGGGCAUCGCUCUCGUCUCUACCUUGACCUAGGUUGCUUAUCUUGUGGUGGUGUUCACAUGCAUAUGCAAUUUUUAAUUAAGAUGAUGCCCAUAUCUUUGAAAUACCAGAUAUUUAUUUUAUUAUGAUCAUUGUCAUUGUAUAAGAAGAACACAGUUAGCUUUUUAGUCGAGCAUUUUUACAGUGUUUGAGAGUAGAGCGACGUAAAAGCCUAGUUUGUUAUUGUACAG
This is a messenger RNA of Anarrhichthys ocellatus (wolf-eel), 9020 nucleotides long. RefSeq names its product insulin receptor b (gene insrb). Gene Ontology annotation, biological process: positive regulation of phosphatidylinositol 3-kinase/protein kinase B signal transduction; protein autophosphorylation; cell surface receptor protein tyrosine kinase signaling pathway. NCBI's taxonomy places the organism in Eukaryota, Metazoa, Chordata, Actinopteri, Perciformes, Anarhichadidae. The coding region runs from base 1318 to 5427 and encodes 1369 amino acids. Gene Ontology annotation, cellular component: plasma membrane; axon; insulin receptor complex. Gene Ontology annotation, molecular function: insulin receptor substrate binding; insulin receptor activity; phosphatidylinositol 3-kinase binding. The record is from RefSeq and is a predicted model, not a curated record. The transcript is spliced from 23 exons.